Diospyros lotus (date-plum) is the source of this 1146-nucleotide messenger RNA. Its product is annotated as G-type lectin S-receptor-like serine/threonine-protein kinase At4g27290. NCBI's taxonomy places the organism in Eukaryota, Viridiplantae, Streptophyta, Magnoliopsida, Ericales, Ebenaceae. The transcript has 2 exons. The coding region runs from base 1 to 942 and encodes 313 amino acids. The record is from RefSeq and is a predicted model, not a curated record. Gene Ontology annotation, biological process: recognition of pollen.
AUGUACAAUCUGGCUUCAAUGGGUAGUUGGAGACUAAAUUCAUGCCAAGAAGGGAAGAUCAAGGAUGGAGAGACCAUAGUGUCAUCAAAUGGAACCUUUGAACUGGGGUUCUUCAGUCCUGGCAAUUCCAAGAAGCGGUAUGUGGGAAUGUGGUACAAGGAAAUGUCUACUACCGUGGUAUGGGUUGCCAACAGAGAAACGCCACUUGCAGAUACAUCUGGUGUCUUAAAGGUCAUUGAUCCAGGAAUUCUAGUCCUUGUCAAUGGUUCAAGUAGCAUCAUAUGGUCCACAAAUGCAUCAAUCUCUGCACAGAAUCCAGUCGCUCAGCUUCUGGAAUCAGGAAACCUGGUUGUGAAAGAUGUUAAUGGUAGCAAUUCAGAGCAGAUCCUAUGGCAGAGUUUUGACUAUCCGGGUGAUACCCUUUUGGCGGGGAUGAAGCUUCGGAAGAACUGGGUGACAGGCAAACAGUGGUAUCUCUCAUCCUGGAGGAGCACAGAUGAUCCAGCACCAGGUGAUUAUACUUAUAGCCUGGAUAUCAAUGGCUACCCACAAAUUUUUUUGUACGAGGGUUCCACCAAGGUGUUCUGUUCGGAGCCUUGGAAUGGAGUCCGGUUCAGUGGACCACACUUAAGACCAAAUUCAAUUUAUAAGUAUGGGGUGGUAUUUGAAAAGGAUGAGAUCUAUUACAGAUAUGAUCUCCUUGACAGCUCUGUUGUUUCAAGGUUUAUCUUGGCUCCUAAUGGCAUUGGACAGCGCUGGACAUGGGUUAAUAAAACCAUUGGUUGGGUUCUUUAUCUGACAGUGACAACAGAUAACUGCGACGAUUAUGGACUAUGUGGUUCAUAUGGUACCUGUAAUGUUAACAAAUCCCCUGUUUGUGGCUGUUUGAGUAAAUUUGUUUCGAAAAACCCCAGAGAUUGUGUUGAAGUCAGAUUUUUCUAGAUACUCCUAAGUUAGAUUAGAAUAUUUGUAAUGAUAUUUGGCUAUAGAGGGUUAGUAAAAGGAAUGGAUCUCCUUGUUUUAUAGAAAUUUUUUUGUAAGGGUUGUUAAAUGGAAAGUUGUAAUAGGUAUGGCCCCUCCUUAAAUCAUGGGAUUAUGUCUUUUGCGUAUAUAUAUCAGCAAGUAUCAAUGAGUCAUUAUUAAGUU